CGUCGCAGUCUUCCAUCACUGAUCUUGGGUAACUUUUUUUUCUGGCCGCCAAAAUUUACGAAGACAAGCUGCCAUACGUCCGCACUUCUGACGGCCUGCUCCGCUAAUCAGAUCUCGACGCUGCCAACACCCUCCCCGUGCUUGUCGACACGCACACAAAACCGACCAAAUUUAUCACGGUCUUUUCGAAGCAUGGCAGAGAACGGGGCCGCUCCUGGCGCUGCGCCAGGUGAUCGCUGCGCCAUUGGUAUUUCCUUUGGUAACUCGUACAGCUCUAUUGCCUGCACUAUCGACGACAGCCCUGUUGUGAUCGCGAAUGAGGAUGGAGAUCGCCAGAUUCCCACUACCCUCUCCUAUGUAGACGGUGAAGAAUAUACCGGAAACCAAGCCAAGGCUCUCCUAGUUCGCAACCCCAAGAACACAACUGUUGCCUUCAAGGACUUCCUCGGACAAGAUUUCAAGUCGAUUGACCCCACACACUGCCACGCCGCUGCUCACCCCGAAGAUAAGAAUGGAACAAUUUCCUUCACGAUCCAGGAUAAGGCGGAAGGCGAACCCUCUGUCCUCUCUGUCUCUGAAAUUUCCACCCGGUAUUUGCGACGACUUGUACAGUCUGCUUCAGAUUACAUUGGAAAGAAGGUCACAUCGGCUGUCGUCACCGUACCUACAAACUUUGGUGAGAAGCAGAGAGAAGCUUUGAUCAAGGCUGCGCAGGCUGCCGACCUGGAAAUUCUACAGUUGGUCAACGAACCAAUUGCCUCAGUCCUCGCUUACGAUGCGAGACCCGAGGCGAAGGUGGAGGACAAGAUCGUCGUAGUGGCUGACCUCGGUGGUACACGCUCAGAUGUUGCUGUGGUUGCCUCAAGAGGGGGUCUUUACACCCUUCUUGCGACUGCCCACGACUACGAAUUCGCCGGCGCUCAGUUGGAUAAGGUCCUUAUGGACCACUUUGCUAAGGAAUUCAUGAAGAAGCACGCCAAUGUUGAUCCCCGCGAGAACGCCAGAAGCUUGGCAAAGCUGAAGGCUGAAUCCGAAGCCACCAAGAAGGCGCUCAGCAUAGGCACAAACGCCAACUUUAGUGUUGAGAGUUUGGCUGAGGGUAUUGACUUCCAGAUGACCAUUAACAGAUUACGGUACGAGACCAUCGCACGCAAGGUUUUCGAGGGUUUCAACAGACUGGUUGAGGGUGUUGUCAAGAAGGCCGGUUUAGAUGUCCUUGAUAUUGACGAGGUUAUACUGUCUGGUGGCAGCUCGCACACCCCUAGAAUUGCCUCUAACUUGCGCUCCAUCUUUCCUGCCACCACCACAGUCCUAGCCCCUUCAACAAACGCCACCGCUUUGAACCCUUCAGAACUGCAAGCCCGUGGUGCUGCCCUACAAGCUUCGUUGAUUCAAGAAUACGAGUCCGACGAUAUUGAGCAGUCCACUCACCCAGCCGUUACCACUGUCAACCACAUCUCAAAUGCCAUUGGAGUCCUCACGAUAUCCGACGAUGGCGAGGAAACAUUCACACCCGUAAUUGCCCCCGAGACAGCUAUUCCUGCCCGUCGUGCUAUCCACGUAGAGGCCAAGGAUGGCGGCGACGUUCUUGUCAAGGUUGUCGAGGGUGGCACCCACAUCAAGGUCACCAAGCCUGAACCCAAGGCAAAGGAGAACGGUGCCAAAGAUGGCGAUGACGAGGAGGACAGUGACUUCGACUCCGAAGAAGAGGAGGAGGAGCACAGAGAAAAGGUCUGGAAGAUCGGCAGCCCCCUCGCCGAGGCCGCCGUCAAGGGCGUCAAGAAGGGCGGCAAAGUCGAGGUUACCAUCACCGUUGGUAACGACCUAAGUGUCAUCAUAACAGCAAGGGAAGUCGGUGGCAAGGGCGGUGUCAGGGGAACUCUGAAGGCUCCUUGAAGAGAUCUCAAGGACGAGAAAACGAGGUAAUGGAUUUCGCCAUGCGCACGCAUCUGUCGGGACUGAAGACUAGUUUGCAUCGGCUUAUUGAUCUAUCCGUAUACAACGGGGAUUACAAGUCUGAGAUAUUAGUAAUAAGUAAGGGAAUCCGUAGGUACUUACUUCA
Molecule: messenger RNA, 2062 nt
Organism: Xylaria bambusicola
Lineage: Eukaryota; Fungi; Ascomycota; Sordariomycetes; Xylariales; Xylariaceae
Product: Hsp70 protein-domain-containing protein
Exons: 3
Coding region: 193-1896 (567 amino acids)
Biological process (GO): protein folding
Cellular component (GO): cytosol; nucleus
Molecular function (GO): ATP binding; ATP-dependent protein folding chaperone
Source: RefSeq, a predicted model, not a curated record